CUCCAUUCAUAUGCGCAACAAACGUUAGUUUUACUGCAAAAAUGGGAGGAAAUAAUCCAACUAGCGCGCAAGCAUCUUUCUGGAAAACCUUCGCAUGACUACAUCAUGAUCAACACACCCUCAGAAAAGUAGGAUUAGACCUCGAUAAACCUUUAUGAAUAAACUAGGGAUGGAUGACUCAAACUGACUUCUUGAACUACAUCACUUUUGUGCAAGAUGAUAUUUUUCACAAAAAGUUAACGAAAUAUUUUCACAAGAAGUUCACUUAUCCAGAGAUUUGUCUGACGUCACUCGGUGGUUGCCAAGGUUACAGGAGAAGAAACAAUAUGGCGGCCCGAAAGACGGUAAAAAAACCUGACAAAACGACAAUUUUACCUCCCCUAACCUCAAAUUAUGUUCGACCGAAGCAAAAAUCUGGCAAAAAGUUAGGGAACUUUGGAGCUUAUAUUCUAUUACCUUCGUUGGAUCCUGUGCAAAAUAUGAACGCUAUUUACGAUGUUAGAAUGUUUUGUAAACGUCUUUGUGAGAGGUAUCUCGCUUGGAAAGUUUGGCAGAGAGAAGUGUUACUGUGCAGUUUGUCUGAGAAAUGUUCCGUUAAUUUAUUAACAUCGUUAUCUACCAUACUGGAACCUGUAUUUCAUCGGGAUUUUGUGUCGAGAUUGCAUGGUAGAUACCCCGAUUUUCAACCAAAAAUUUUGUGUGUGAAGAAAAGAUUAAAAAGAGUAAAUAAAAGCAUUGACGUUGAGGUUGAAAUCGACAAGAAGACAUUAGAUAAUGUAAAUGACAAAUCAAUGGUUGAUAAUGUAAAAUAUGAUGAAGGUAAUGAAAUAUCCACAGAACAAGUGGAAGCAAGUAUUGGGGAGCAACUGGAUGAUAACAACAGAUUACCAUUAACUGAUUUGAUAAAAGAAAGUUUAGUAAAAGCUGAUAAAGAAGCAAGAAAUAUAACAAAUGCCACAACAUGUGAAGCAGACAAGUGUAGGUCUUGCCACGUUCACACUGCAAAUAUUUACAACCAAGAUACAGGCACAAGAUUUUUCUCUGCAUCACGUUUUAAAAGACUAAGCGAGAUGAAAGCAAAUUGUUCGCAUAAAUCCAGGUCAGAGCUUGGGCCACGUAUCAGUGAGUUGGAUCAAAAGUGUUUUAAGCAUCGUCGGUGGUGGUCAGCAGAUCCAAAGGAGAAGCGUUUAGUUCCAGCGAAAGGUUUAAGUUUAUGGAAAUAUUUCAGUCGACAGCUAAAUGAAGUGAAUGAGAGAAUGGUAGCAUGUGGUGAUCAUGAAAGAGUUCAUAUCAUUUCUGAAGUCAUCAAAUCAUCAGAUCCAGAGCAGAUUAAUUUUUUUGCUCAAUGUCUAAUACAAAGACUGAAAGAUCACACUGACCUGAGCAUCCUUCCUGAUCAAACUCUUCUCAAGAUAUUUUCCACACUUGAUGCAAAAACGUUAUGCCAAAUUUCUCAGGUGUCAAAAAGAUGGCGAUAUUUAGCUGAGGAUGGAGAAUUGUGGAGGAACAAAUGCCGUCAGUUAGGAUUAUCAAAUGGGGUCAAUGACCUGAUUGUCUUGAUUGAGAAAUCUGCUGAGAAUCACACAAUCGACUGGAAACAAGCUUAUCAAGAGGUAUUGAAAUUAUUUCAGCGAUCUACACAACAAAACGAGAGUCAAGUCAAGAUUCAAGAGGAUGAGGAUAUUGAAGUUUUAGAACCAGUGGAGCCUACGAACGCAUCAUCAGAGUCUCAAAUAACUCAAAUAACUUCUGAAAAUGACGAAAUUAGCGAGCAGGAGUUAAGUACAACAACAGCUGACAUUCAGGUGGAGUAUUUUGAUCUGACGCCCGUUUCGGACGGUGAUGUGGCGUCAGGACCGAGUUCACCUGUUGAUGAUUUGGUGGGAGGAAAUAUGACCAUGUUGGAAGACGUUUUAUCUGAAUUGGGUGAUGAUGGAAAGCAAAAAGUAGAAGUCCAUGAAGAAAUAGCUUAUGAUAUUAGACCAAAUAAAAUACAACCACUAAACGAAAUGGAGGAUUUUGAAAAUGGCAAUCAUCAGCUGGUCACAGUUGGUGUUCAUGAUGUCAAGUCUGUGAAGAGAGUUCGCAAGCUUCAGGGUCAUAUGGAUGGCGUGUACACUGUGCAGUUUGAUCUUAAGAGAUGUUUGACCGGAUCCGCUGACCGUAUUUUGAGGAUGUGGGAUGUCAGGACUGGACGAUCGAUUAGAACAAUGAUCGGUCAUUUGGGCGGUGUUCGUUGUGCACAGUUUGAUAAUGAAAAGAUCCUAAGUGGGUCAUGGGAUACAACAAUUAUGAUUUGGGAUGUUGUAAAAUUCACGUGUAUUCGUAUUUUGCGUGGUCAUCAGGGAUGCGUGUCUUGUCUUCGUUUUAAUUCAAAAUAUCUUGCAAGUGGUUCUCAUGAUAUGACUGUCAGGAUAUGGGAUGUGGAUACAUGGGAGUGUUUACGUGUUCUUGAGGGACAUACAGGUGAAGUGACGUGUCUAUUCCAGGGUAGAAGAGUUUUGCUCACUGGUUCCACAGACAAGACUAUCAAACUGUGGAAUGUUGAAAGCGGUGAAUGUGUGAAGACUUUGCUAGGACAUAACAGCUCUGUUCUUGCUGUCCAGGUCUGCCGUGCCCUCGUCAUCAGUGGCUCUGAAGAAGGCAAAGUAAUGUUCUGGGAUAUCGAACAAGAGUCACCUGUGGCGAUUAUUCAAGCUCAUGACGGACCAUGUAACUGUCUGUAUGUUUGGGGUAGUCAUUUUCUUUCAGGGGGAGGAGAUGCUUUAGUGAAACAGUGGGAUAUCAGUACCAUGACGUGUCUUCGAACUUUACAAGGACACAACGGGCCAGUGCAGGCUGUCAAGAUGAACUGGAGUAAAAUCAUUUCGUCCUCCGAAGAUGGAACUGUUCGAAUUUGGGAUUUAGAAGCGCCUGUUCAUAAGCUUCAUCGUCAGUACAAUAAAUUGGAAAACUCUUUGCUCCCUUUUGAUACAUUGGAACAAGACGAUAACGAGCCGUAUAGGAUGCCGUGAUGGUGAUGGAUAUAGAGGAAGUUGGUGGAUGUCAAUGUGCAGUAUGUGAAACCUUACCCCUUUAUAUCUAUUAAUAUACCUUUAGCACAAAAUGCGCGCCCAAUAAUUAUAGCCACGAAAAUGAUAGCUAUUAUUUAGGCAACUGUCGAUUGCUAUGGUGACAAUAUGUAAAUAUGUGUAAACAGUUUGAAUUGAAAUAUCUGCAAAGGUAUGCGAAAUAUUUAACUGAGAACGAACGUAUAUGUAUAAAAUGUAUAUAAAUAUAGUGAAUCGUAAUGGAGAUGAAUUUAAAACUACGACUUAGCUGCGAAAUUACAAGGAAAAAGAAAUAGAUUAAAACGAAAAGUACGAGAUAUAUGUUUAAAGAAAUUCCGAUUAUGAGUUUGCAUUGGCAUUGCAUGAAUUGAUCGAAUUUUUCUUUCGGUUUUAAUCAUUCUCUGAGACGUGCCUCUUCUUAACGUCAACAAACAGAGUUUGAUUUAUGAAGACUUUCAGUUUAUUGGAUAACAAAAACAUAGUUUGAUUGUUUGACAAUUAAAACAAGUCAAAAUGACGGUAUGUUAAAAAAACAAACGUUCACAAAGUCUGGGUAUGCUCUUCUUGGCAGGAAAACAAUCAAUUCAUAAACUUUAUCGUUUUUUUCAAAAGCAACAUCCUGAGUGUUUUCAUUCUAUUCAACAAUCCUGCUGCUUUCUUGUCAACCGCACGACGUGAUAUUCUAACUUCCCGCGUGGCAUAUAAUAUACUAACACAAUAUGAUAUGGUCACAUUUGUCGAUCGAU
Messenger RNA from Dendronephthya gigantea, 3796 nucleotides. RefSeq names its product F-box/WD repeat-containing protein 7-like. The record is from RefSeq and is a predicted model, not a curated record. Bases 174 to 3014 code for a protein of 946 amino acids. NCBI's taxonomy places the organism in Eukaryota, Metazoa, Cnidaria, Anthozoa, Malacalcyonacea, Nephtheidae. Gene Ontology annotation, molecular function: protein binding. The transcript is spliced from 20 exons.